GAGAUAACAUUUAUUCACUAACAGUAGAAUCGGAUCCCCUGAGCUCAGCCUCAAUCUCCUGACUGGAGGUGACAGUGCUAAACAUUUCAAAAACACCCUGCUUGAUAUUCUGAGGUAAACAGAAUUCUAGUUGAGAAGUUUCACAGUUUGGGUGACCAUGACCUGAAUCCAUAUUGUCAUUUUUGAGUUUUAAGGUGGGUUCAUGAUCAGCAUUUUCAGUUUUUUGAACAUAGGAACAGCAAGCAAAACAUGAUCACUUGCCAGUUCACACACAGUCUUUUCAUACAUUAUUUAAUGUCUUGCCUCCUCUGGCAUAUCCUUACUUGCUAUAUAAGCAGAGGGGCCUGGAGGAGAGAAAACACACUCCUUGAUGAUGGGCUCCAAUGCACACACUUCUGUCAGACCAUCAAAGGAGGGUCUGGCUUUGGAACCGAGGAAACUUCAGGCAGUUCUUCCCUCUUGUUGAAAAAGUUUACAUGUUGGUGGAAUUUGAUGUUGGGAUGCAGAUGGUGGUUACACAAGGGCUAAAGUUUGUAAUGCUGCCCUUCAAAAUACCACGUGACCUUCCUCAGGGCACCACAGUGGAGUGGAGACACAACAGUAUGAAAGUCUACAAGUGCAUAGCUAUAAAUUUUGGCACACAGCACCAGCCUCGCAGAGAUCGUGCAGAGAUGGAUGGAUAUCCACUAACAACUGGAGACUUCAGUCUGACCCUUAGAGACCCCCACCUCACUGACAGUGGAGUCUACACCUGCACCGUCAACAACACAUACAGAGACAUCCUGCUACAGAAAGUGGUGACUCUCAGUGUCAGAGAUAAUGAAGUGGGCGUGUUGGAGGUGACACAAGGGGAGAGGUCUGUGCUGCUGCCCUUUCAAACCACAGCUGACCUUCGUCAGGGCGUCACAGUGGAGUGGACACGCUCAGACUCCAAACACACCAAAGUCUGCGUGUUUCAGAAAAGCCAAAGCCAGCCAGACAAACAGCACCAGGGUUAUAGAGGUCGUGCAGAGAUGGAUGAAGAUCCACUGAGAACUGGAGACCUCAGUCUGACCCUGAAAGACCUCCACCUCACUGACAGUGGGGUCUACACCUGCACCGUCUACAACAAGGAUGGACACAUGCUGCUACAGAGAGUAGUGACUCUCAGUGUCAGAGCAACCUUAAAGGGAGCCAUGGCAGACAUGCUGGCACGUCUCAGGAGGAGGAGGGCACCAAAAUCUGAGAUUAAAGUGGAAAAGAGGAACAUGAACCAAGAACAGGAACGUCUGACUGCUGAAGAAACAGUCUAAGGAGGAGGAGGAGCUGGUGAUGAAGAGCAGCCUGUGUGUAUAUACAGUAUCUCUUGUGUAUUCAGCCCUGAGGAAGAUGAAGGUGCAGCUUUGCUUUGGCCUUCCUCUGCUAACAGCUAACAGCUAACUAACCUCAGCCAGAUGUUCUGCAGCUGUUUGUCUAACAUUAGAAGUUUAUAAUGAUGAUGACCCCGAGCGUGUUUCUGCUGUUCUGAUGGAGUGAAAAUGCUUCAUUUGAGUCAAAGGUCAAAGCUGCUGACUGUCAGGAAGCAUCAGAGCUUCAGAGAAGAUCAGACAAACAUCAUGACACACCCCCUCUGACCCACGGGUCCUUCCUGCUCCAAUCUGAGCAGGAAGGACCCGUUAGAUAAACGUGGACUCUGAGUGCAGAGCUGGUUUGGAGCUGUGGAGACUUACUAAGGAGUAAAGUGGACAUGAAUGAGUCACAGAGGGAGGAGGAGGUGAACAGUGAUGUUUGUUAGACAUGAUCAGACUGAAGAGUGAACAUAAGAAGAGUUUAAUGCUGGAUUUAAAGAGAACAGGAAGAUAAGCUCCGCCCAGCAGCUGAGUCCUCUCUGCUCACACUGGUGUUGGACUGCAGACCUCAGGGAGUCUGCUUCCACAUCUGGUUUCCACAGCUGGAGGAAGGAGGACUGUCCCACGAGCACGCCUACGCCCUCUGUCAUUACUGAAGUAGUGAUGGUGUUUGAUCAGUGUGUGACUGUUUCACUGGUUCAAGCAGAGAUUUACAUAAAUGAGCUUUUAUGAGUUAUUAUAUUAUCUGAUCAGGCCGUUUGCUCCUGUUAAAGAUAAAUGUGCAUCGAACUUUGUGGAUAUUCAUAAGUCUAACAGUUUAAAC
This is a messenger RNA of Oreochromis niloticus (Nile tilapia), 2151 nucleotides long. Its product is annotated as junctional adhesion molecule-like. Gene Ontology annotation, cellular component: external side of plasma membrane. Bases 384 to 1292 code for a protein of 302 amino acids. The transcript is spliced from 5 exons. Lineage: Eukaryota; Metazoa; Chordata; Actinopteri; Cichliformes; Cichlidae. Gene Ontology annotation, biological process: cell surface receptor signaling pathway; positive regulation of T cell proliferation; negative regulation of T cell proliferation. The record is from RefSeq and is a predicted model, not a curated record.